This is a messenger RNA of Phyllostomus hastatus (greater spear-nosed bat), 2073 nucleotides long. RefSeq names its product ring finger protein 8 (gene RNF8). The record is from RefSeq and is a predicted model, not a curated record. Gene Ontology annotation, molecular function: histone binding; ubiquitin protein ligase activity; metal ion binding. Gene Ontology annotation, biological process: protein K48-linked ubiquitination; ubiquitin-dependent protein catabolic process; double-strand break repair. The coding region runs from base 124 to 1587 and encodes 487 amino acids. Lineage: Eukaryota; Metazoa; Chordata; Mammalia; Chiroptera; Phyllostomidae. The transcript has 8 exons. Gene Ontology annotation, cellular component: cytosol; ubiquitin ligase complex; nucleus.
AUUCGCGUCGAUCGUGAGCGCAGAGCGAUUGCUUCUGUCUGUUGUGUAGUUAUGUUGUCAAACAGGCGAAGAGGCGGCGGGAACCGGGGUCGGGACCUGGCUUGGUGCUGGUUGUAGUGGGCUAUGGGGGACCCCGGCUCUUUGGUUCCGAGGGACCGCCGCGGAGGCCGGAGCUGGUGCUUGCGGCGCGUGGGGAUGGACGCUGAGUGGCUCCUGCUGGAGGAUGGAAACGAGGUGACUUUAGGACGAGGACUUGGUGUUACAUACCAACUGGUAUCAAAAAUCUGCCCUCUGAUGAUUUCCCGAAACCACUGUGUUUUGAAGCAGAACACUGAGGGCCAGUGGACAAUUAUGGACAACAAGAGUCUGAAUGGUGUUUGGCUGAACAAAAUACGUCUACAACCUUUAGAGGUCUAUUCUAUCCAUAAGGGAGACCACAUCCAGCUUGGGGUGGCUCUGGAAAAUAAGGAGAAUGCAGAGUAUGAAUAUGAAGUUACUGAAGAAGACUGGGAGAAGAUACAUCCUUAUCUGUCCCCAACAAGUGACCAGUUGAUGGAAAAAAAUAAGGGCUCAAGAACUAAAAGGAAAUGUAGUUUGGAUGAAUUAGAAGCUCCUGAAGCUGAAGGCCCCUCACAUUUGAAAUCCAAAAUGAACAGAACGUCUUGUGAACCUGGUCAACCACUGAAGUCACAUGGGAAAGGUGAAAUGGCCAGUCAACCCUCUGAAUUCCUGGAACCUAAGUUGACUUCUCUUGAGCCAAGUGAGCACACCACAGGGCCUCACGUUCACUUGGGCCCCGCCAAAGUCCUGGAGCUUCAGCAUGAGGAGCAGAGAGCCUCAGACCCAUUAGUAUCUCAGAGCAGGUUAGAGCUGAUCAAGGUGACCAUGUCUAGGAUUCUGAAGCUCAAAACACAGAUGCAGGAAAAACAGGAAGCUGUUCUGAAUGAGAAAAAGCAGACCCAAAAAGGGGACUCAAAAAAUAUUGUGCAAAUGGAGCAGGAAUUGCAGGACUUACAGUCACAGCUCUGGGCAGAGCAGGCCCAGCAGCAGGCCCGAGUGGAGCAGUUGGAGAAGACUUUUCAGGAGGAGCAGCAGUAUCUCCAGGGUUUGGAGAAAGAGCAAGGAGAAGAGAACCUGAAGCAGCAGCUGGCCCAGGCUCUGCAGGAGCACUGGGCUCUAAUGGAAGAGCUAAAUCGCAGCAAGAAGGACUUUGAAGCCAUCCUUCAAGCCAAGAACAGAGAAUUGGAGCAGACCAAGGAAGAAAAGGAGAAGGUACAAGCACAGAAAGAAGAAGUUCUUAGCCACAUGAAUGACGUGCUAGAGAAUGAGCUCCAGUGCAUUAUUUGCUCAGAAUACUUCAUUGAGGCUGUCACCUUGAACUGUGCCCACAGUUUUUGUUCCUUCUGUAUCAACGAAUGGAUGAAGCGGAAGGUCGAAUGUCCCAUUUGUCGGAAGGACAUCAAGUCCAAAACCCCCUCCCUGGUUCUGGACAACUGCAUUAGUAAGAUGGUAGAUAAUCUGAGUUCAGAAGUAAGAGAACGACGAAUUGACUUAAUUAAGGGACGAAAAGCCAAGAGACUGUUGUGAAGACGGUGCUGCAAGGGCCUUUGACAGACCGCCAGGCGACAGAAGCUCGGGUGGCCUGGAGGGUCUCCACGCACUGGCCUUGGGCUGCACCGAGACAGAGCGUGAAGAGCCGCGUGGGACAGAGUCUGAGUUCGGAAGUUCUCCAGUUCUCUGCCACGAGCCUCCUGGGCAGGCCAGCCCGCUGCCACUGUUGUCUGAAGGGCCGUGGUGCGCACCACCCGAUGCGUCGGGCACGUGACAGACUCUGCCCCACUCACUACAUGUCGAUGGUUAUGUAUUUCCGUUUGUGUUUUACAUCUGUUGUUUUUGUUGUUGUUUUGGUAUCUCUGAAGCACCUCGGUGGACGUUUAUCCUGGACAGCUUGAAUGUACCCCUGUGGCUGCCCCUGAAAGUUAAGGCAGCCUCUAUUUGAGUGGAUGGAAUACCUCUUUGUGAAAAUAAGGUGUCAUUUACUGGAAAUAAAACACAAAAUUUAAUAGUUGCUCA